Molecule: messenger RNA, 2921 nt
Organism: Haliotis rufescens (red abalone)
Lineage: Eukaryota; Metazoa; Mollusca; Gastropoda; Lepetellida; Haliotidae
Product: lectin BRA-2-like
Exons: 2
Coding region: 404-1225 (273 amino acids)
Molecular function (GO): signaling receptor activity
Source: RefSeq, a predicted model, not a curated record
CUACCAGACUGGGAGUAUCAAUUGCACAGAGUCAGUCGUUGGACAAUAGGCGGGAUAAGCCCCAUACUCAAACCUACCUUUCAUUGACGUUACACCAGACAAACUAUACUGCUGUUGACAGGGGACUCCAUUUUGUAUUAUUUCAAACUUGGACCAUGUUCAUAUGAUGACUUGAGUAUUACUGUAUGGAGAUUUCAUGGCAGUUCUACCAGUUAACAUCUAGGCAACAUAUUCUGUCACUCAAAAUGCCGCUCACCGACAUGACUGCUAAGGAAUAAUCUUGAAGGAGAUUCUUCCCUGUGCUUGCAUAUGAAGGACAUUUUUGCAAGGAUUUACAAACGUCGCUUUUGGUCAGCUAAACAUCAAAGAGUGAUUAUUCAAGUUUUUCAAGUAAUUUCUUAAAAUGUCUUUUCACGGAUGUUUACAAACUGUGUACAUUGCUUUUGUACUGACGGUAGUUGUGGGAUUGCUUCGAAGUGUUGAUGGACAUUCUUGUGAUGUCACUAUUGAUGGAUGUGAAUACGAACUCAAGAUUUCCGCAAAAAGCAAAACAUGCGCUAACAUAAACCCUUUUGUCACAUAUUACCGACAGAAACGAUCUGUCUCGGAAACGGCUGAAACAGAUCAACAGGUAACUCCCAUUACCAGAGAGGAUCUCAAACAGCUUUCCAAGAAAGUUACACGUAUGUUGGAUAAAUUAUCUACACGAGUCCUCAGAUGGUGGAGAAAAUUGGAUCAGAAAGUUGAUGAACUUUCAGUUAAAAGAAACGGCAGAUUGAGAUCCCAGUCUGUUCAUCUCAGUAAUCGAUGUCCGGAUGGAUUCAUUGGAAUUGAAAAUUGGCCUUCCUGCUACCUCCUAUCUCACUUCAACACCUCGUGGUAUGAGGCAAAGGAUUAUUGUGGUGCUUUCGAAAGUGAUCUUGUUGCCAUGGGAACAGUGCGAGAGCACUAUAUACUGUCUUUCGUCAUAAAGAAUAAUCCAGCUAUCAGUGAGGCUGAGGGUUGGUGGACUAGUGGCAGCUUCCUUGGCAGCACGCGGCAGUGGAUGUGGACGUCGCAGUUCUUUACCAAACCCUUCACAUUCAUCAAGUGGGCCGAUGGGGAACCCAACGAAGACGGGUCACAGUGCAUGCUGCUGAGCCGGGAUGAGAACCAUCAGUGGAACGACGCCAUCUGCACAGAGCACUUCAACUUCAUCUGCGAAGUUCAAGGUCUGCCUCUCUAACAAGGUCAUGCAUGGUGGGACAUAAGGAGCAUGGCACCGCGGUGUGGUACCUCCCAGAAAGCCAUGACCAAUCACAUCAUGCUGAAUGGAGCAAAGUGUGCAUACAGUCAGCAUUACUGUAAAUAAUGCAUCCUGACUGACAUAUUUUAGACUGGGUGGAGUACUCAGUUGUCUGGUACUGUUGCUACAGACACUGACUAAACAAUGGCUCCAUAUCGAGGAGAAGGUGGCUCCAAGGUCAUAUGCCUUUCCUAAGUGCAUAGUCUUUAUAUUGGGACUUCCAUGAGCCAUACAUAUUGGCCUUGCAUACUUGUGGUGUGUCACUUGACUCAGACUUGAGAACCAUGUAUCAACAAAUUCAGGGCAAAUAUCUUAAGAUAUGAUGGAGUAAAAUCUUAGCACAAGCAGGUCAACGUUUGAGAAAUUCCACCCAAAUGAUUCUGUUUAUGCCAGAAGUUCUUAGUUUCUUAGUUCGUAAUCUUCCAUGUUAAUUGAAAGUUACCCUCUUACACUUCAGUUAGUUGAUCCAUCAACCGAAAAACGAAAGAAAAAGUGUCACCUAACUCUUUUUGAAUAUUUAGAACUACCUUUAAUAUAUACAAAACCAGAACACAAUUUUCAACAUAGAGUUGGCAAUGACUAGUGUUAAGAGAAGGUAUCAAGGGGAUCCUCUGGAACAUGGAUUAUCAAUCAAGACAUACCGGCAGAUAUGAAUAUGUAAUUAACGGUAGUCGGUUAACUUUGAGAUAGACAGUAUGCAAUAUAACUGGGUUUGGGGAUACGAGAGACGUCACAUGACUUUUGGCACCCCUAUUAAAAGUGUGUAUUUCCCUGCUACCAGUCCAUCCUGUUUUCUCUGUAGUCUCAGUACCAAUAUCAGCUGUAUUGGCGAGCUGAUUCACCUUAAAGAACUUAGGGAGAAAAAAUAGAAAAAUGUAUUUUGCUGUUUAAAAAUGUUUGCCCACAAUUAUUAUUCCACUAAGUUCAUUCUGCUGUAUGUCAUAUCUGACCCAAAUAGUACAUAUAAUUGUAUGUAGUUUUGUAAAUAAAUCUAGAUAGGUAAUGACGGCUUUCAGUUGUUCAAUUUACAUUAUCAUGCUAGCGUGAGACAAUGUCCCCUGUCAACACUGGGUCUUCACUUCAUACGUUACAAGUGUAAAGAGUUUCAUAAAACUACACAACACCUUACAAGCUGAUUGGCCUUUGACACAUCAUUUGAUCAACACUCAUUGUUAACAAAGGUAACAUGGCAAGUCCACAUAUUACAAAGAGCUAAUCGGAGUGAAAUAUUUCUGUUUGACAAUCCGAUCUAUCCUGUGACCACCACAACAUUUUCAAAAUAGUACCUGGAACUAUGUAGUGAGUCAGUUGUGAAGUGACUAACAAUUGAAGUAUACACCAACUUCUAAAUGCCACUGAAAGAAAUGACUAACAGGUGAUGCCACCUUAAACAUGGUGGCAGUCUGUCUGUACUGGCCUUAAGGAUGAAAUGACACAUCGGUGCACCAUUGCAUCGUAAGUUUACGAUACACGAUACAAUGCACGAUAUGGAUUUUUUUCUGUAUGGAUACAAGACGAUACACUCGCUGAAAUAAAUUACUACAUGUUUAAUGACCUCAGCAUUUUUGUCAGUCAAAUAUCACAAAUGUGUUGUAAUUAGCAUUUCAAGUUCACUAAUAAAUAUAGCCACUACGAA